UCCGCAUCCCUCCCUCCUGCAUCCCUCCCUCCAUCCCUCCCUUCUUCCCUCCCUCUGCCUGCGCAGAGCCACGGACAUGGCGCUCAGCAAUUUCCUCUUCGCUCAGUGCAUCUGCUACUUCCUGGCCUUCCUCUUCAGCUUCAUCGUGGUGGUGCCACUCUCCGAGAAUGGCAACGACUUCCAUGGCCGGUGCCUGCUCUUCACGGAGGGCAUGUGGCUCAACGCCAACCUGACGGUGGAGAGGCAGCGCUUCACUGUGCAGGAGUGGGGGCCUGAGGCCGCCUGCCGCUUCAGCAUCUUCACUGGGCUCCUCUCCCUGCUGCUGGCCACAGUGCAGGCCUGGAGGACCCUCUUCUUCCUCUGCAAAGGGCACGAGGAGUAA
Molecule: messenger RNA, 382 nt
Organism: Pelecanus crispus (Dalmatian pelican)
Lineage: Eukaryota; Metazoa; Chordata; Aves; Pelecaniformes; Pelecanidae
Source: RefSeq, a predicted model, not a curated record